CACACAUCCAACGUCAGAAAAAGAGUAUAAUUGUGAGUGGAUGGUGGUGGCAUGGUCUUGGUCCGACAAGGGCUUGGCACGGGCGGUGCUAGCGAUCUUGGUCUGGCAAGGGCUUGCGGUGGACGAUGGUGGUAUGGUCUUGGUCCAGCAAGGGGCUUGGAAUGGACGGCCCAAGUCAUUUCAGUUGGCACCAAAGAAGUUCCCCUUGUAGGUUCGUGUCAGGAGACCCUUGGUCCAGCAAGGGCUUGGAGUGGACAGUGGUGGCCUGAUCUUGGUCCGGUAAGAACUUGGACUGGACGAUGGUGGGAUGGGUAUAUGGUAGCUCCUGCAUUGCAAGUUGAGUUGGGGAAUCCAGGGAACUUCAUUUUCAGGGAAAAAGUCAUCAUCGUUUGAUCAAGAUAUUUUAGCAUCAAAAGGCAUCUCUCUUAGUGGUCCUGAAUCCAGAAAGGAACACUUGAAGUCAGUUUCUGAUACAUUAAAUCAUUAAUGCACCUGCUGAAAAAAGGAAACUUUUAGGGUCUGUCUUCACCUUACGCAUUCAAGUCUCCUAACUGCUUUUGGAGGAAUUUAAUCAACUUUUGCAUAAUCA
Messenger RNA from Rubroshorea leprosula, 589 nucleotides. Lineage: Eukaryota; Viridiplantae; Streptophyta; Magnoliopsida; Malvales; Dipterocarpaceae. The record is from the annotation of a GenBank genome assembly.